AUGGCUUCUGUUUCCCUAAGCACUCGAGAUCUCAACAUUCUGGAGAAGAUCCAGGACCCCGAAUUUGACCCUUCCCAAGUGGUCCAGGUGGACGAGACCCUGCCCAAAGAUCCUCAUAUCACCGAUGUUACUGAAUAUGAGCGGAUCGCGACGGAAGAACGGCGGUUGAUAUUGACAGUCCAGCAAGCAGAGAUCCAGCUUGCUGGGCCGGGACCAAAGACCGGUCUUGAUUUCCUGAAGACGUAUGAAGAGUGCGUUGCUGGCUUGAGUGAGCUGGUGUCGACAAAUCCGUCAUACGCCAGCGCCAGGAACAACCGGGCACAGGCGACUCGUCGCCUACAUGGUGAUGGCAUGCUCGUGUCGGGUCUAGAACCAUCCGACAGUCCCCUUGUUGUUGAUUGUGACUCAGAUGAGAGACGGUCUGCGGCUCGACGAACACUUUGGGACCUUGACACCUGCAUCUCGCUCCUCACCCCGAGCGGCUCUUAUCCACGCUUGUCCCGGCAAGCAGCACGAACCUUGUCAUCAGCACACACACAGAGGGCGGCAAUCUACCACCAGACAUCGAAGAUGUUGGCCAAGGGCGGUGUGCUGAAUGUCGACCAGGAAAGGGCCGAGGCUGGCUGGGAGAAGAUAGAUUUCGAAGAGGCCGCUUCGCGGGACUUCGCUUUGGGCGGCAGAUAUGGCAACGAAGUGGCCAAAGGUCUUGCGGUCAGCACAAACCCCACGGCUAAGCUCUGCGGGCAGAUGGUGCGGGAGGCGAUGAAGAAAGAGUAUGGCCCAGCCUUCAGCGGAUGA
Molecule: messenger RNA, 798 nt
Organism: Diaporthe citri
Lineage: Eukaryota; Fungi; Ascomycota; Sordariomycetes; Diaporthales; Diaporthaceae
Exons: 2
Coding region: 1-798 (265 amino acids)
Biological process (GO): cilium assembly
Source: RefSeq, a predicted model, not a curated record